UGUUCCCACGGGAGCGGAUGGAGAUGGUCUGCGUGCUCAUCGAGGCCAUGAAGGACUCGAGCAUCUUUGACAAGAGGGUGGCAGAGAACAUCCUGGAGCUGGUCCUGCGCGACCCUGAGUUCUGGCUGCUGGAGAUACCCAGCGUGGUGAGGAGCAUCCACGAAUGCCUGCGGAACAGCAGCAUAGAAGAGAUGUGGAGGAUGGAUGAGCUCAUCACCCUCAUGGCCAUCAAGUAUCCCAGGGAAUUGAUAGUCACCAUGGUCCUCAACGUGCCCUUGAGAGAGAGCUCCGACCUGGUCAUGUGGGACAUGGUCCUGAGCAUCUCUGAGCCCAUAGAAACCCUGCAGGAGCUCCUGGGAAUGAUCGAGCCCAGGGCCUCCCAUGCUGGGGGGGCCGGGGGCCCCCAGGGGGUGGUGACCGUGGCUGCACUGAUGGAAAAGCUCUUGAGGCUCUCAAAGGAAUGCAGAUUGGCAAGGAAACUGCAGCAGCUCCUGCCCCACAUCCUGGGCAGGCUCUGGGAUGUCACAGAGAAGCUCCAGAUAAAAGGCCUGCUCAUCCUACAGAAUGUGAUGAAGCACCUCUCGAGGGAGGAGGCCAGCCCCAUUGCCGUGGGGCUGGUGCAGGACCUGCGGCCCUUCUUUGAUGCAGGAUGUGAGCGGCUCCGGGCGCUCUCCAUCCGCCUGGUCUGCUUCCUCCUGGAGAUGAUGCUUGGAUGUGACUGGAGGAGGAUACGGAGCAAGACUUGGGAUCUGCUGCUCCCCGUCUUCUUCCAUCUAAAUGACAAAAGCCACAGCGUGGUCAAGGCUUCCCGGAAAGCUCUCCUUGCUGUGGCGACGCUCCUGGGAUGGGAAGACCUCCAGCACCUAUUGGAGACCAAGCAGAUGUGGAGGGUUAUGGAAUGCUUGGUGAAGCGGAGCAGGAAGAGGAUGCAGGCAUGCCUGCACCACAGUCUGCAGUACUGCGGGAUGCUCAGGUCCCCCUGCGAGAGGCAGCCGUCAGGUUCAUUGGUGAGCCCCAUCCCGGUCCCCAUCCCGCUGCAUCCUUGA
Melopsittacus undulatus (budgerigar) is the source of this 1046-nucleotide messenger RNA. RefSeq lists its product as uncharacterized. The transcript has 8 exons. Gene Ontology annotation, cellular component: cytoplasm. Lineage: Eukaryota; Metazoa; Chordata; Aves; Psittaciformes; Psittaculidae. The record is from RefSeq and is a predicted model, not a curated record. Bases 18 to 1046 code for a protein of 342 amino acids.